Molecule: messenger RNA, 957 nt
Organism: Pseudovirgaria hyperparasitica
Lineage: Eukaryota; Fungi; Ascomycota; Dothideomycetes; Acrospermales; Acrospermaceae
Exons: 1
Coding region: 182-766 (194 amino acids)
Source: RefSeq, a predicted model, not a curated record
CAUGCGGCACGUGAUAAAUCCUGCUAACGAUUUAGCGUUCGUCUAAUACUAACCUCAGCUCAUUCGAUUGUGUUUUUUUCAACGUGCAUCAUCAAAAUUGGCAAACAUCUACACCUUCUGUCGCGUAUGCUAACUCUCAGCUCACUCUUCUCACUCUCCAGACGGUGAUCUUCACUAAACAAUGUUCUUUAUGGUACGAGAAACAACAGUAAGGCCCCUCUUCACGACAAUACGUCAGAAUAGUCAUGUCAGACAACUGUCCACGGUUCUUCCGUUGGGAAGUGAGAUACUGCCCCGUAUCGAUGUUACAAAACUGCUUGCGACACCAACGUGGUCUGUGAGAGCUAUAUUACCGUCUACGUCCGCAAAAGCUACAGCUCCCGCGAUUACAUCCGCCCAAUUACAUCACCUAUUACGUCUCUCUGCUUUACCUCUGCCGGCGUCGGAUAAGGAUGAACAGGAUAUGAUGCAGGCAUUAGAGUCUCACAUUCAUUUUGUGAAAGACAUACAACGAGUGGAAACCAACGUAACUGUGCCUUUGCGUGCACUACGGGACGAAUCUGAAGCCGCAGAGCUCCGGAACACAAUAGACAUGGGCGCACUCAAAGAGGCUCUGGAAAAUGAGGAAGUUAUCGGGAAGCACCAUAAACGUAUCAGGCGACGAUGCUCCUCCACCGUCGUCGACACCUGGAAUGUAACGGGCUAUGCGGAACGCAUUGCUGGGAAACAUUUCGUCGUGCAUUCGGAAAAGCUACCAGGAUCAUGAACAUGCUACUGCGCGUAUAUCUCACCUCCCGAUCUCUCACCCGGCACCUCUGAGGACCAUCGAAGCAUAUUGGAAUAAAGCAGGUAGAACGACAAGAGUGGGCCUCGAACAAUAUGUACAAACACUCUCAGUACACUGCUUGUCAAAUGUCUCGAUAAAUUGGUUAGAUCCACUAUACGCUAUCUCGAGUA